CGAUGACGUCGUACCCUCUGAGCAAAGGUUCACUCCGCUGGGAAACACCUCACUGGACGCUUCUUAUCUCCUUCCAACCUUUAGAAUAUAUGCUCACACACUCGUAGCUGACUCCUAAAUUAUCUCUUCCGCCUCUUUUCGGUUUAACCAACAGUUGCGUUCAGGUGUCACAUCGUGACAUUUUGCUGUUCAUCUCUUUUUCGGGUCUUUAUUGUUACAAUUCUCCAAUCGGCGCGUGCUAACGUUAGCUCAACGGCUAGCCAACCAUUCACUCUUCAAGGAAAAUCAUCCUUUAAUCGACACAGUGGUACCCAUGGAUCAAGCAGUAGUCACGGCGGAACUACCAAAGACCCCCUGGGGCUUUGUGGUCAAGCAGCCUCCGGCCUGCUCUCUGACCGAUGUGAUGAGCGAACAGCUGGCUAAACAGCUGGAGGAGGAGAACAGCACCUUCCCCUCACUCCACGAUCCCGGAGCAGACCUCCUGCUGUCAGAUGAAGCCCCUGAAACCACCAGCGACUUGAUGCUUGCUAAGAUGCUUCAGAUGCAGUUCGACCACGAGUUUGACGAGCAGCUCCGCCGGGAGGAGAAGAAGUUUAACGGAGACAGUAAAGUUUCCAUCUCCUUUGAGAACUACCGCAUGGUCCACCCGUACGAGGACAGCGACAGCUCAGAGGACGAGGUGGACUGGCAGGACACCAGACACGACCCCUACAGGGCAGCGAAGCCCCAGACGACCCCGAGGAGAGGCUUCACCGGGAAGGGAAAGAACAUCACCACCAAACACGACGCCGUGACCUGCGGACGCAAGAACACGGCGCGCAUGGACAACUUUGCUCCUGAGGUCCACGUGGGCGACGGGUUGGGCAUGGACCUGAAGUUGUCCAACCAGGUGUUCAACGCCCUGAAGCAGCACUGCUACAGCGAGCAGAGACGCAGCGCCCGGCUGCACGAGAAGAAGGAGCACUCCACCGCCGAGCAAGCGGUGGAUCCUCGCACCCGCCUGCUGAUGUACAAGAUGGUGAACGCCGGCGUCCUGGAGAACAUCAACGGCUGCAUCAGCACCGGGAAAGAGUCGGUGGUGUUCCACGCCAACGGGGGAAGCCUGGAGGAGCAGCCGGUUCCACAGGAAGUGGUCCUGAAGGUCUUCAAGACGACCCUCAACGAGUUCAAGAACCGGGACCGCUACAUCAAAGACGACUACCGCUUCAUUGACCGCUUCAGCAAGCUGAACCCGCGCAAGGUCAUCCGUCUGUGGGCGGAGAAGGAGAUGCACAACCUGUCCAGGAUGAAGAAGGCGGAGAUCCCGUGUCCGGAGGUGGUGCUGCUUAAGAAGCACAUCCUGGUGAUGUCGUUCAUCGGCAGAGACCACGUCCCUGCCCCCAAACUCAAGGACGUGCAGCUGAGCUCAGAGGACAUGAAGAACGCCUUCUACCAGGUCCUCCACGUGAUGCAGCAGUUGUAUCAGGAGUGUAACCUGGUGCACGCCGACCUCAGUGAGUACAACAUGCUGUGGCACGAAGGAAAGGUGUGGCUGAUCGACGUGGGUCAGUCCGUGGAGCCGACCCAUCCUCACGCCCUGGAGUUCCUCUUCAGAGACUGCAGGAAUGUUGCCACGUUCUUCCAGAAGAGAGGAGUCAGCGAGGCGAUGAGUGUUUACGAGCUUUUCAACAGCGUGAGCGGCCUGAACCUCCCGGUGGGUGAAGAAGAGGCCGAGUUCGUAUCUGAGAUCGUGGCGUUGGAGAAGAGGAACGAGGACCACGUCCAGCGGCGAGGGAAGAAGACCUUCUCCGUGUCCUCUGAGGACGGCGGCCCUCCGCUUCAGCCCGACUCCGACGACUAGCCCCCCGCCCCCCGCCCCCCCCCCUCGCUCUCUCUUCACGACCCCACCGUGUUGAAAACAAGCUGUAAAGGAGGAGGCCCCCCCUCCUCCAACCGCUUCCUUUAAACGGGCCGACCGAGCUCCUCCCCCCUGGCCGCAAGAGGGCGGAGCUUCGGCGGCUCGGGUGUUUGAAGUCAGAGCGUCCUGAGAGGCACCGAGGGGUUUCCAUGAAGCCGAGACCACGGCGCCACGUGUUUGACCAGCGAGCCGCCAGCAGAGCUGCCGUCCGGCACCAGAGGUCCAUGCUUCAAAUCAAAGUCGCUUCAUGCUUCAGCUUCAGCAAAGAACUUAAAAAGAGAGCAAAUAUACACCAAAAAAUGUCUAAAUCUGUUGUACGUCAUUAUUAGUGAAACGAUAAAUGUUCUUCAAUCUCAAAUGAUGUCAAAGAACCAAAUUCCUUCUGAUGCCAAUUAUUAUUCUAUAAAAUGAUGACCUCAAAUAAACUUUAAAGAUUAGUUAUGAAGAAAGAAACAUUUUGUUUUUGCAGCUAAAAAGCACAAGAAACGUUAUAUCUCGUUCAUUAUUCUGUUUUUCGCCCUCCCGUUGUAGGGAUCAAACAUGGCGGGAGGGGGUCAAAGGUCACAGCUGUUUGGAGUGUUUAUUAGUAACUGGUGAAAUUGAAGCAAAGAAGAAACAGAUUUGGAUGUUUGUGUGAUUAAGUUUUAAGCUUUUAGUUUGUUGGACUUUAAUUGAUCAUAUCGGUGUUUUUAUCUUAAUGGAUAGAAAUAUUUACGUCCUGCAGUGAUGUUAUGGUGGAUUUAUUGUAAUGAAUUUGCUGUAAAACAUUAAAUGGAGAGCAUGACAACUUU
This is a messenger RNA of Pungitius pungitius (ninespine stickleback), 2688 nucleotides long. RefSeq names its product RIO kinase 3 (yeast) (gene riok3). The transcript has 13 exons. Gene Ontology annotation, molecular function: protein serine/threonine kinase activity; ATP binding. Gene Ontology annotation, biological process: protein phosphorylation. Bases 314 to 1840 code for a protein of 508 amino acids. The record is from RefSeq and is a predicted model, not a curated record. NCBI's taxonomy places the organism in Eukaryota, Metazoa, Chordata, Actinopteri, Perciformes, Gasterosteidae.